AUGUCAACAAUAGCAAAUAAACAAAAAUUAGUUGAACAAUUACGUGCUGAAGCUAAUAUUGAACGUGUUAAAGUAUCAGUUGUAUGUAAAGAUUUAAUAAAAUUUUGUCAAGAUCAUGAAAGUGCUGAUGUUUUGGUUCGUGGUUGGGCUGGUUUUGCAAAAGAAAAUCCAUUUAAAGAAAAACAAGGUUGUGUUACUUUAUGA
Messenger RNA from Adineta steineri, 204 nucleotides. Lineage: Eukaryota; Metazoa; Rotifera; Eurotatoria; Adinetida; Adinetidae. The record is from the annotation of a GenBank genome assembly.